Ipomoea triloba (trilobed morning glory) is the source of this 1598-nucleotide messenger RNA. RefSeq names its product cytochrome P450 CYP749A22-like. Gene Ontology annotation, molecular function: iron ion binding; heme binding; monooxygenase activity. The record is from RefSeq and is a predicted model, not a curated record. The coding region runs from base 1 to 1551 and encodes 516 amino acids. Lineage: Eukaryota; Viridiplantae; Streptophyta; Magnoliopsida; Solanales; Convolvulaceae. The transcript has 5 exons.
AUGAGUGCUGCUUUGCUUGCCAUCAUAGCUUUCUUCCUGACUUCUGUGUCCAUUUAUCUUCUUUGGACACUCUUUAGAUUGGUUCACACUGCAUGGUGGACCCCGCGCAGAUUACGUAGAGUAAUGAGCUCACAAGGCAUCAUAGGCCCCCCUUACAGCUUCCCUCAUGGCAACACAAAACAAAUCUCCAACAUGAGGAGCCAAAGCAUGGGCAAACCCAUGUUUGAUGUAUCUCAUGACAUUUUUGCAAGAAUACAGCCUCAUGUCCACACUUGGAAAGAGAUUUAUGGUAAAAAAUUUCUGACCUGGCAUGGUACAAAGCCUUACUUGUUCAUUACUGAACCUGAGCUGAUCAAAGAAGUACUGGCCAACAAAGAAGGUGCUUAUCCAAAAAUGGACCUCGACGGCUAUGCAAAGAAGCUCCUAGGUGAGGCACUUAUAACAAACGAGGGUGAAAAAUGGGCCAAAGUUAGGAAACUCGCCAACCACACCUUCCAUGCCGAGAGCUUGAAAAGAAUGGUACCCGAAAUGAUUGGUAGCGUUGAAGUGAUGUUGGAGAGGUGGAAAGAAUUGGAAGGAAAAGAGUUGGAUGUGUUCAAAGAUUUUAGGGUGUUAACGACUGAAGUGAUAUCCAGGACAGCAUUUGGUAGCAGCUUCUUGGAAGGAAAACAUAUCUUCAAGAUGGUAUCCAAUUUAACCGCAAUAACUGUCAAAAAUGUGUACAACGUUAAGUUUCCUGGAAUCAGCAUGUUAAUGAAAAGUAGCGACGAAAUUGAAGCAGAGAAGCUAGAAAGAAGAAUCAAGGGAGCCAUCCUAGAGCUAGUGAGGAAGAGGGAGAAAGAGAGCAAUGGAGUUGUUGAAAAUUAUGGGAAGGAUUACCUAGGAGAGCUUAUGAAGAUUAGUGGUGGGUCCGACAUAAGCAAGAACAUCAGCUUGGAUCAGAUGAUCGACGAAAUUAAGGCUUUGUAUGGCGCUGGACAUCUUACAACUACUUCUUUGCUUGGAUGGUGCAUUUUCCUGCUGGCACUCCACAUUGAAUGGCAAGAAAAAGCUCGAACGGAGAUUUUAGAGCUGUUUGGGCAUGAGAACCCAACGUCUGAUGGUAUUGCAAGAUUAAGAACGAUGAACAUGAUACUAAACGAAUGCAUGAGACUAUAUCCUCCGGUGAUCACAGUAACAAGAAAAGUGGAAAGGGAAGUGAAACUAGGCAACCUAACCCUACCAGCUGAUAUCACCAUUUUCAUGCCCAUAUUAGCACUGCAUCAUGACCCCCAAAUAUGGGGAGAAGAUGUUCAUCUCUUCAACCCACACAGAUUCGCACAAGGCGUAGCUAAAGCGACCAACAACAAUGCGGCCGCCUUCUUCCCUUUUGGGAUGGGGCCUAGAACCUGCGUUGGCUUAAACUUCACCACUAAUGAAGCCAAGAUCGCCCUCUCCAUGAUCCUGCAACGUUACAAGCUCAGUUUGUCGCCAAAUUACGUGCAUUACCCUGCUGAUAUCUUCAUCCUCACCCCUAAAAAUGGAGUUCAGGUUAUCCUGCAGAAUAUUUGAUUGUUGCUCGCACGUGCUUAAUUCACUGAUUGAGUAGGCAGUAUUUG